This is a messenger RNA of Oreochromis aureus, 1318 nucleotides long. RefSeq names its product relaxin-3-like. The record is from RefSeq and is a predicted model, not a curated record. The transcript has 2 exons. Gene Ontology annotation, molecular function: hormone activity. NCBI's taxonomy places the organism in Eukaryota, Metazoa, Chordata, Actinopteri, Cichliformes, Cichlidae. The coding region runs from base 896 to 1291 and encodes 131 amino acids. Gene Ontology annotation, cellular component: extracellular region.
CUAUGUUAUCUUUUUUAUUUUCUGUUGAUUCAGCAUGGGGACAAUUUUUUGCAAGAUGCUGCUAGUAACAAAUUGCAUAAAGACACAGUACAUAUGUACCACUGGAAUUCAGUCUCUCUUGUUAUAUUAAUUUGCUAAAUCAGAUAAUUAUUACAAGGUGUAUGUGAAAUCUGUUUAACUUUUUCUUUUGUGGGUUCUUCUCUAAAUACACAGGAGAAAUUAAUAUGCAAACAAGAAACCCACUUAUAUUUAUAGAAAGAAAUCCCCUGUAUUUUAAAAAGAAAUACCUGUGUCUGUUACAGUAAUAUUAAAAUAACAUUUGUGAAUGUGUCACAGUUUACACGAGUGCUGUACAUGUAAACUCCCCAUAAAACCCAGAGAAACAUAGCAGAUGUUAUGAAUAACCUUAAAUGUCAUAAAGAACAAACGAAUUUUACACUUUUUCAACUGAAGCAGGCUAUAAAACAUCGAUUUAUAACACGACCCCUCCACUGUUGACAUAUAAACACGGGAAAGCAAUGACAACUCUAACCCAGAACAUAGGUUUGAUUUAACAAGUGUACCGGUAAUAGCAACUGUCUUUCCGUGGAAUCAAUGAUUUAUGCCGGUGAUAGUGGCCGUGCAUGCUUCUUCGUUGCUAUGCAGAGAGCAAUCACCUCUUUAUCUCGUAGGGCGCAUAUCUCAAGAGAUCCAUUAUGAAAUACUUUGCUAAAUCCACGGCAAUAAAAACCCUGCAGUUUGGACAUAAAAGAGCAAUUCUUUCCUUUAACAUUUACUAAAAUGCAGUCAAUCAGCGAUCUUUGCAGCGACUUAGAUUCCCACACAUAUCCCAAAUUGGCAGAUUUACAUCCGCUGUUAAAAGCACACAAUGAUCACCAGCGAUAACGCAUAGAUAAUGCAUUUACUCAGGAAACACCUGAGGAAGGCUGCGCGAUAUAAGACCCGAUCGGGACGUGUCCUGAGAAACAUCAACAUGAGAUCCCUACCGUUGGUCAUCGUGCUGCUGUGCAUGUUGUGUGCGGCGCAGGUUCAGACACAGGAGAGCGCCAACACACUGAAGCUGUGCGGUCGAGCUUUUCUAAGGGCAGUGGUGUUCAACUGCGGAGGAUCCAGGUGGAGAAGAUUUAUGGGAGAAGAGGAUACUUUCCCAGAAGUCAACAGAGAGGCAAACCUCCUAAAGUGGACAGAUGUGUCAGUGAUGGAACGUCAAUUGCGGGACCAAAACGCGGCCUUGAUGAGAAUGUGCUGCCAACAGGGUUGUCAAAAAAGCGACCUGUCCAUGCUCUGCUAGAGCAGAGGACCAUCUCAAGGAGGUUCU